GCACAAUGUUACUGAACUAUGUGGUAGAAUGAUACAACGUGUGGAAGAGGUUGAGCUUUCAAACGAAGACUUCACCUAUUUAAAGGGUUGGGCUCUAACUGAAGUUCAGCAGCAACACAAAGCAGUGAAGCUGCAAUGUCAUGAUGAUCGUUUGUCGUUAUCCAUUGAUGGCUUUAUGAAUGAUGUUAAUGAGGUCAAGUCUAAGUUACCACAGUAUUUAGUUCAUAGUAAAAUUCCUGUUAGCCUCCAACCAGAAGCAUUGAAGUUUUUACAUGAUGACCAACCAGGAAGACAAAAGCUUAAUACCAUGCUCAAAGGUCAUCCUGAGGUCAUUCCUUAUUUUACUAAUAGUGCAAAUAGUCAGCUUUUUUUCCUUUUACUCUGCUCAAAUAGCCAUAUUGAUAGAGCUGAGCAUGUAGCAACAACCAUUCAGCAAGAAAUAGUAGUCCAGUCUGUUGAUUUACCUCAAUCAUUUUCAAGACAAAUAUCCGAUUCAAAGUUUGCGUUAUUUCGAACUAACCUUGCCAAAAAAUGUUUUUUUUCUGCCACUGUUCAUAAAAACAAGCUUACAUUAGUCAGUAUUCGUAGCAGUAUAGCUGACGUUAGUAGAGAAUUUCAUACAUUUGUUACUGAAGCUUGCUCUGUCACUGAUGUAAUUCAUUUUAAAAGAGGAGUUUGGCGUCUGUUGCAUUCAACAUCAAUGGAGAAGAAGUGGACUGACUUUGUUGAAAAUAUGAAAAUGAGAGGCAUCAUGAUUGUUUCCUUGUCAAAACCAUCUGCCCAAAAGCCAUACAUUAAGAUUAGAGGAGAAGUACAUAAUUUGGAGUUUGCAAAGGAAAAAAUUUUGGAGUUCCAAGCUGCAGUGAAAGAACAACAGGUAGUAAUCUCUCGUUCACAUCCAGGAAUGGGUAAAUAUUUCUUGAGUAAUCCUCAAGGUCAGACCAUGCUAAAAGGUAUUGAGUAUGAAGCUAAAGUUUGUAUAGAAGUUGAAGUUAUUGAACAGUCCAUGGCAGCUGGUCGAAGUUCAAAGAUUGUUGCUUUUGGAACUACUGCCGAGAUAAAGAGGGUUAAUGUGAUAGUUGGUGAUAUCACAGAAUUUGAUAGAGCUGAUGUUAUUGUUAAUGCUGCUAAUGGCCAACUAGCUCAUGGUACUGGUGGUUUAGCUGCUGCUAUUGUAAAAAGAGGUGGUCCAGUAAUCCAAGAAGAUUCCAAAAGAUAUAUUGAUAAGAAUGGAUUUCUUUCUGACGGAAAUGUUGUUCUCUUUCAAAGGGCUGGUAACCUACCUUAUAAGGCAAUAGUUCAUGCAGUAGGUCCACGUUGGAAUAGAUUUGGAGACAAUGCAAGAGAGACAGCAUUAUUAAAAAAGGCUGUCCGCCAAAGUCUUGAGAAAUCCAAGGGUUAUACCUCAAUAGCUAUCCCAGCAAUAAGCAGUGGUGUGUUUGGUUUCCCAGUUGAUGUGUGUGCUGAUACUAUUCUAAAAGCUAUUGUAGAGUUUAGUGGUGCUGACCCUGGCUCACAGCUUAAUGAGAUCAAUAUAGUUAUUUUUGAAGAUAAUGUCAACGAGUUUUUAAAAGCAGCUGAGAGAGAAUUAAGAGGUUUCCAGUCUUAUAGUUCUACUCAAAGUUCACUAUUUUCCUCAUCAGCAGCAGCUCUUUCAAUUCAAGGUGCACAUCCUUUUUCUGUUUUUAAUGAUUGUAGUCCAGAUCAUGCAACAAUACUUCCAAAUAUUUCUCUGGAUUCAAAAGUUACGCUUCACAUUUAUGGUGAGACAGAGCCAAUAGUAAGGGAUGCAGAGAAGAUGUUACGUGUAAUUUCUUCUCUGCAGUCUACAAUUGCUACAACAUUUCAUACUGAAGAAAUUACUGAUCCUUGCAUCACUGCUUUCUCUGAUGAAACUCUACAUGAGCUUGAAUCAUUUGCAAAUGAUCACAAUGUUAACAUCGAAAUUGAUCGAGAUCCUAACCUUUAUUCAGUUAACCUUCGAGGAUUGUUUCAAGAUGUUAUGCUUGUCAAAGAUAAAAUUCGUGAAGCGACGUCCUCUAUAACUCGAGAGCAAUCAAAGAAAAGGGCUGCUGCCUUAGUUUCUAAAACUGUACGCUGGAUAAGGAUUAAUCCA
Amphimedon queenslandica is the source of this 2116-nucleotide messenger RNA. Its product is annotated as poly [ADP-ribose] polymerase 14-like. Gene Ontology annotation, molecular function: NAD+ poly-ADP-ribosyltransferase activity; transcription corepressor activity. Gene Ontology annotation, cellular component: cytoplasm; nucleus. The annotation marks the transcript as partial. Gene Ontology annotation, biological process: protein poly-ADP-ribosylation; negative regulation of gene expression. The transcript has a single exon. The record is from RefSeq and is a predicted model, not a curated record. Lineage: Eukaryota; Metazoa; Porifera; Demospongiae; Haplosclerida; Niphatidae.